This is a messenger RNA of Phytophthora sojae, 294 nucleotides long. RefSeq lists its product as hypothetical. The record is from RefSeq and is a predicted model, not a curated record. The annotation marks the transcript as partial. The transcript has a single exon. Lineage: Eukaryota; Oomycota; Peronosporomycetes; Peronosporales; Peronosporaceae.
UCCCGCCCACGCCUGCAGACUAAGAGAAAGAUUGAGCGCUUGCGUCGCGAGAUCCAGACGCUCGGCUUGGAGCUCUCCGGUCUGCAGCGCGCCGGACGAGGAGUCGGAGACGUCACGAUAAACGCACAGAACUGCGCAGCGACCUCAAGGUGGAAAGCUAUCACAGCGAAGCAACUGCAGCGGCGGCAACGCGCAGAGCACGACAACAGGGUGCUCAAGAGGAUGAUCGCGGCGCAGAACAUGCUCGCCAAGUCCAUUCUCAACGGACGCGUACGGCUCCGAGCGGCUGCGCGG